Molecule: messenger RNA, 410 nt
Organism: Trichoderma reesei QM6a
Lineage: Eukaryota; Fungi; Ascomycota; Sordariomycetes; Hypocreales; Hypocreaceae
Exons: 4
Coding region: 1-279 (92 amino acids)
Biological process (GO): translation
Cellular component (GO): ribosome
Molecular function (GO): structural constituent of ribosome
Source: RefSeq, a predicted model, not a curated record
AUGACCAAGCGCACCAAGAAGGUCGGCGUGACCGGUAAAUAUGGUACCCGUUACGGUGCCUCCCUGCGAAAGCAGGUGAAGAAGAUGGAAGUCACACAGCACGCCAAGUACACCUGCACCUUCUGCGGAAAGACCACCGUCCGAAGAAAGUCUGUCGGUAUCUGGAACUGCCGUGCCUGCAACCGAACCAUUGCUGGCGGUGCCUACACUGUUGCCACACCCGCUGCCGCUGCCAUGCGAUCAACUCUGCGACGAUUGAGGGAGAUUGCUGAGGUUUAAAGGUGUUUUCUUGGUAAAACGGUGGAGGAUUCGGCUUUGCUUUUUCGGUCUGGUGUAUGGGGGACAUUGUUUGCGUGCAUACACUACGAGUUGACGAAAAAUGAACGUCGACGCUCGAUCUUUGGUCAUAG